AAACUCAAACGUUACGACAGCGGUUUGACUUUACGACGCAUUACCUGUCAGCCAGCCAAUAACGGGGCUCGGAAUUCCCAACUAGUUAGUUGCUUGUGGAUUUUAACUUGGCCUCAAAACAUUGUUUGGUGCAUGUAACUUGAUAUCAAGGCCGCGGAGGUUGGAAUAAAGUCGUGCUCACGAAGUAGAUUUUUUUUGGGGGGUCGGCGGGGGGGGGGGGGGGUGUCGGUGUUGCCACAUCGCUGGAACACACGAUGUGGAAAAUGCGCAUCAUGCUCCUCGCUGCGCUGCAAAUUCUCAGCGCCGUGUUGGUGACGGCUUUACCUCCACGAUGUGACACGCAGAUUCGAGGUCACUGCAAGCCAAUCGUGGAAGAAAAACCAAAAUGCGAGGAGAUGCAGCUGUCGUACUGCGACAACAUGGCAUACACACACACGCUGUACCCCAACAUCCUGGGCCACAGCAGCCGUCUGGAGGCUGAGAGCGGCGUGGAGUACCUCCUCCUGAGCGUGCUGGACACGCUGCUUGGCAGCGAGUGCCACCAGGAGGCACGCAUGCUCGGCUGCGCCGUGCUGGCGCCACGCUGUGAGGCCGACAAGGUGUUGAAGCCAUGCCGGCGCGUCUGCGAGGCCACACGCAAGCGCUGCAUCCACGCCUUCGAGGCCAUCCAGAUGGCCUGGCCUUACUUCCUGGACUGCGAUCGCUUCUUUGUGGCUGAGGAGGAAGGAUGCUAUGACCCACUCCACGACCUCAACGCGCAAUCGGACGUUGACGACGACUACAUGUUCUUGGACGUCCCACCGGUGGAACCCGCGCUGAAAAUUAAAUAUACGUAUCACUCCAACGCUCAGCUGAACAGCAUCUUGAAGCGCACGGAAGAAGAAUGCGCUGACAUCGCCAGAACCUACAGCAUCGGCCGCAGCACAGAGGGCAAGGAGCUGCUGGUCAUCGAGUUCUCCGACAGCCCCGGACAACACGAGUUGCUGGAGCCGGAGAUGAAGUUCGUCGCCAACAUGCACGGGGAUGAAGUGGUGGGUCGCCAGAUGCUGAUCUACCUGGCGCAGUACCUGUGCUCCGAGUACCGCCUUGGCAACGAGCGCAUCCGCACCCUGGUCAACACCACACGCAUUCACAUCCUGCCCUCCAUGAACCCCGACGGUUUCGAGGUGGCCCUUUCCAACCAACACGACAGGAACAGCGGCGCAGACGUUGACGAUGAAGAAAUGGGUCGCAGCUAUAGUUCAACCAAUGUGGGCAGGAACAACGCCCAAAACAUCGACCUAAACAAAAACUUUCCCGAUUUGACUUCCAUCGUUUACAACCGCCGCCGCCAAAAAGGCUAUCGCACCGAUCACAUCCCGAUUCCUGACUAUUACUGGUUUGGCAAGGUGGCGCCCGAGACGUACGCCGUGAUGAAAUGGAUCCGCUCCAUCCCGUUUGUGCUCUCUGCUAACUUCCACGGAGGUGAUCUGGUGGUGUCCUACCCGUACGAUCGUUCCAAGCACCCGCUGGAUCUGAAUCUGUUCUCCCCCACGCCGGAUGACAAGGUAUUUAAGUUUCUGUCCAGAAGCUACGCCAGCACGCAUGAAAGUAUGUACACCGGGAACGCUCGCUGUGGCACAGCUUACUCUCACAGUCACAGAGGAACGGUGAACGGAGCACAGUGGGCCAGCAGCGCAGGAGGCAUGCAAGAUUUCAACUACCUCCACACCAACUGCUUCGAGGUGACCGUGGAGUUGGGGUGCGAGAAAUUUCCACCUGACGAGGAUUUGUUUAUCAACUGGCAUGAAAACCAGGAGGCGAUGUUGUCGUUUAUAGAGGCAGUCCAUCGUGGUAUCAAAGGCAUUGUAAGAGAUGCAGAGGGAAACGGAAUUAAAGGUGCAAGGGUGUCGGUGAGAGGAAUACGCCAUGACAUCAUCACAGCUGAAAACGGAGAAUACUGGCGCCUCCUGAGCCCGGGCAUUCACAUUGUGUCGGCCACUGCGCCCGGUUACAGUCGAGCGUCCAAGAAAAUCCACCUGCCUGCCAUGAUGCACUCCGCCGGACGGGUUGACUUUUUCCUGGAGAAGGUGGUGCUGGAGCCCGAGGAGCUGGAGGAGGAGGAGGCGGCAGUCGCCGCCUACCAACGCUUUGACCCCAACAACCAGUACGAACGCUACACCCAGAUAACGGAUGUGAGUGAAGGCCGCACGGCGAGAGCGGAGAAACCCUGGUGGUGGAACUACUUUGUCCUACCGGGGGUGCCGUCACCCACUUGGCUGCUCAUGAACCAGUAGCUCACAUUCUCUUGUUUAACGCUUUGCUGUCUUGAAUUGCCUGAUUACAUUUGUGCACCAUUCAGCCACUUGUACAGCCGACCCUCAUUUAUUGCAGCUUCUAGAGUCUGCACCACUGGUCAAAAUCGUAGAUAUGUAGCGGGCGAUAUAUAUAUAUAUAUAUAUAUAUGGGGGGGGGUACUUUUUUGUAAUUUUACACAUCUCAUGUGCUUUAAAUGCAUGGAUUCCUUUUAAAACUCACAUACACUUAUUAAAAUACAUUUUUUAAAGUAUCAACAAGGGCCUGUUCUCACUUUCUCGCUGUCAAGAAAGGGGACUACUGUACUGUAUAACAGCACUUGAAGGAAAAUGAAAAGACUCUCUAGCUCACACAAUUCUUCAAAAUAAGAAGAAAUACAAGAGAAUGAAGCUCUCUAUUUCACCAGGGGCUAACAGAAAUAAGCAUUGAUCACAUGUGUCAACUUCAUCAUAUUACAGAUUCAAAGUUGUGUUGUUGUGUUUAUUUGUGAAAAAAGAAAAACAGCAAGCAAAUAUUUAUAGUGCCACGUUUGUCUUUGAUUUGAUAACAGAAACUAUAUCAAUGCCAUGUUUUCCCAAAGAAAGGAUUCCUUUGGUUGACUGCAACGUAAUGACAUCAUUUCUGUUGAGUGUUGAGUGCAAGUUGAAGCAAUACAGUGUUGUUUUCCAACCAGGACACAACAUGA
Messenger RNA from Hippocampus zosterae (dwarf seahorse), 2980 nucleotides. RefSeq names its product carboxypeptidase Z-like. Lineage: Eukaryota; Metazoa; Chordata; Actinopteri; Syngnathiformes; Syngnathidae. The record is from RefSeq and is a predicted model, not a curated record. Bases 255 to 2276 code for a protein of 673 amino acids. Gene Ontology annotation, molecular function: zinc ion binding; metallocarboxypeptidase activity; protein binding. The transcript has 11 exons. Gene Ontology annotation, biological process: proteolysis.